AAUGAGCACCGAGUGUCGACACUCUCGCGCUCAUUGUGAAGCUAAAGGUCCAAGUUGAAGCCUUUGCCUCUCUUCGCGCACGCGAGCUUUCGUCAAAAUAUGUCGACACUCUCUCCUAAUGCCCGUCCUCCUCCCUCCCAAUUUGCUUCUUCCAUCUCUUUCUCUCUCUCUCCAUCCCUCUGUAUAUUAUGUGUCUGUUUCUGUGCUCUGCUUCUCCCAACAACAUCAAGACAUCCCCCAAAUUGAAAUUCGUCUCUUCCCCCAUCAAAACUAUCAAAUCGAGAUUCCCGUUUUCUAGAUCAAGCAAUUUCGGUGGAAAUUUUAUAUAAACCACCAAAAAAAAAACCACAUCCCCAUGUUAUUCAUCGAGGUUCGCUCUCUCGCACACGCAUGAAUUUCCAUUUCUCUACGAUUCGAUUCUCUGAUUAAAACGCUGCGUUUUGUGUAGGAUCUUUUGCCCCUGCUCUGGUCUUCUGGUUUCCGAGAAAAAGCUCGGUUUUUCAAAGUCCAUGGCCAACACGAGCUGCGAGAGCUCCGAGGUCGAGGCCUCCUGCCGCGAUGAGUCAUCGGCGCUCGUCCUCAAACUCAUCGCCGUCGCUUCGAUUCUCAUCGCCGGAGUCGUCGGGGUAGCCAUUCCCCUCGUAGGAAAAAAUCGCCGGUUUCUCCGGACCGACAGCAGCCUCUUUGUCGCGGCCAAAGCCUUCGCGGCCGGCGUCAUUCUGGCGACCGGGUUCGUGCACAUGCUUAAUGGCGGGUCGGAGGCGUUGAACAACCCGUGUUUACCCGAAUUCCCGUGGGCCAAGUUUCCGUUCUCGGGCUUUUUCGCCAUGAUGGCCUCGCUUGCCACGUUGCUCGUUGACUUUGUCGGGACGCAGUAUUACGAGAGGAAACAGGGGCUGGCCCGGCCCAUCGCGGACCAGGUCCGGGUCGGGUCGGAUGUACCGGAAAUUGAGGCGGGCGUGGGUCCGGGGCAUCCCCAAAAGGAUCUGAAUGGGAAGGUGUUUGGGGAAGAGGAAGGCGGUGGGAUGCACAUUGUGGGAAUGCAUGCGCACGCGGCGCACCAUAGACACAGCCACCCGCAUGGGCAGGCCGCGUGUGACGGCCACGUGGCGCGGGAACCCGAACUUGAACACGGGCACGAUCACGGGCACGGGCAUUCUCACGGGUUCGGUGAUGCUGACGAGGAUAGUGGUGUUCGGCACGUCGUCGUUUCUCAGAUUUUGGAACUUGGGAUUGUAUCACAUUCUGUCAUCAUCGGCCUAUCUCUGGGAGUUUCACAGAGCCCAUGCACCAUAAGACCCUUAGUUGCAGCUCUCUCCUUCCACCAGUUCUUUGAAGGCUUUGCACUUGGAGGCUGCAUAUCUCAAGCCCAGAUCAAGACCCUCACAGCAACUGUCAUGGCCUGUUUUUUUGCCAUCACAACUCCCCUCGGGAUCGGCGUUGGGACGGCCAUUUCUUCAUUUUACAACCCAUACAGCCCAGGAGCUUUGAUAACUGAAGGCAUCUUGGAUUCCCUGUCUGCUGGCAUUCUGGUGUACAUGGCCUUGGUGGACCUCAUUGCUGCUGAUUUCUUGAGUAAGAGGAUGAGCUGCAAUUUUAGGCUCCAAGUUGUAUCUUAUUGCUGUCUCUUUGUUGGAGCUGGAUUGAUGUCCUUGCUUGCAAUUUGGGCUUGAUUUUCUUUCCCCCUUUUCUAUUUUUCUGGUGUUUUAUGUUCAUUGUUUAGUAGUACUAGUAAAUGCAAGGGAAAAUCAAAUUCUUUCCACUUGGUUGCUAAGAGAGUAGUUGACAAGUUGUUGUCUUUUAGAUUGGGAUGGCUCCAAUAUAUUUUAUAAAAUCUCCAAUACCCUUUUCACCC
This is a messenger RNA of Prunus dulcis (almond), 1855 nucleotides long. RefSeq names its product zinc transporter 4, chloroplastic-like. The record is from RefSeq and is a predicted model, not a curated record. The transcript has 3 exons. Lineage: Eukaryota; Viridiplantae; Streptophyta; Magnoliopsida; Rosales; Rosaceae. Gene Ontology annotation, biological process: zinc ion transmembrane transport. Bases 510 to 1673 code for a protein of 387 amino acids. Gene Ontology annotation, cellular component: plasma membrane. Gene Ontology annotation, molecular function: zinc ion transmembrane transporter activity.